Molecule: messenger RNA, 1872 nt
Organism: Aureobasidium vineae
Lineage: Eukaryota; Fungi; Ascomycota; Dothideomycetes; Dothideales; Saccotheciaceae
Source: the annotation of a GenBank genome assembly
UUCGCGAUGAAAGGAUCAAAUGCUCUGGUCUUUGCCAGUUUUAUCCACACUUGCACAUUAGCUCUCGACGUAGGANGCAAAACAUACUUUGACCCUGGCGAUGGCGAAGCAUGGGAAUUGAACUAUGGUUAUUAUCCCUACCGAUCAUACCAGACCACCGACCUCAUCUCGCCACAAUUCAGGACCUUGGUUGAUUCGCCCGACUGCCAUGAUGACCGACAUGUGUUUUUCACUCCUCGAGGAUUCUCUAUUUCGGCACCUGGACCGAUGAUCGUGGACAGUUAUGGCGAGCUUAUUUGGGCAAAGAGUACAGAAGGACAGGCGUAUGACCUGAAGGUGCAGGAAUAUAAAGGCGAACAGUAUUUGACCUAUUGGCAAGGUGACGACAGAGUUCGAGGACACGGUGCUGGAGAUUUCUAUAUGAUCUCAGCUCUCAAUGGUCUGACAGCCGAUCUUCACGAACUGGUUAUCACGCCUCAAGGCACAGCGCUACUCACCGUCUACGAGGUCUACCCACAUGAUUUGAGUGAGCUCCGCGACUUCGACGAAGGAGAAGAAGAUCCCCACUACAUCUGGGACAGUCUUUUCCAAGAGAUUGACAUCGAAACCAACGAACUUCUAUUCCAGUGGCGCGCUUCGGAUCACUACUCUGUCAAUGAGACCUUCAAGUCGAUAGGAGGUGCAGGCACGCGAAACGAGCCCUUUGACUGGUACCACAUCAACUCGGUGGAGAAAGACGAAUUUGACAACUAUCUGGUCUCCGCCCGCUACACCCACACCGUGACCUACAUCAACGGUACUUCUGGCGACAUCGUCUGGAUCCUCGGAGGCAAGCGCAACAUGUUUAAAGACCUCGACGACGGCUCCGCUACCAAUUUUGCAUGGCAGCACGACGCCCGACUUCAUUCUAAGACAGAAUUCCCCCAAAUGUUUCGUGAAGACAUUGCACUCUACGGAAGCAGCAAAGAGGUGGAUGGGGUCGUGAAGCAGCUUGUCACUCUUUUUGACAACAGCGCAGAAGAUGUUGAACACACACUGGACUCAUCUCGUGGACUUUUGCUCGAAAUCACCUACCCUUCUGAUCAUAUACCAUCAUUCCGAAAUGACCUCACUGUACGUGAUGUCGCCCAGACUCAGGACGACAGGUACUCGGCAAAGAUCGUUCGAUCGUACGAUCAUCCUCAGGGUCCACUGUCGACCAGUCAGGGAUCGCUGCAGGUAAUACCGUCCCAAGACGAUAAGACAGACUCCAGAGUGUUCGUCGGAUAUGGUUACAAUGCCCUCUUCUCCGAGUUCAGUGCAGAUGGCACACUCUUGUGCGACAACCAUUUCGCAACCAACUACUCCUGGGGACUAGGCGAGGUUCAAUCUUACCGCGCCUUCAAGUUUCCAUGGACUGGUCGUCCUAUUGAUCCUCCGACUGCGGUACUCUCGACAGAUGGUCGGAUCUACGUCAGCUGGAAUGGAGCCACUGAGACCGGAGGAUGGAUUCUUCAGCAUACUCGUACAUUUCCUGCCACCGAAGAUGCCUGGAAGGACGUCCUUCACAUCGAUAAAUCCGGCUUCGAAAGUGUCAUUGACAUCGAAGACGUCGACCUGCUCCGAUACAUCCGGGUCAAGGCGGUUGAUCAGGAUGGUGUGAUGUUGGGAAUGUCGAGAGAGAUUGAUAUGGGUUGGAGUGCUGUUUUGUCUAGCUCUAUGCCACAGCUCAACGCCAUGAAUAGUGUGGCACCCAUCAAGCUGGUCAUGUUGAUUUGCAUCAACGUCACCAUCGUGUUCGUCAUGUACGAGCUCUGUAGGCGGCUCUACACGUGGCGCCAGACUCGCAAGUGGCGAGAAAGAAGAGGCAUCCGCCUGCUCCCUGACGCAUAA